CAGGACGAGGACAGGUCGCAUUGUGCCCGGGGGGGGGAGGGGGGAGAGUGACAGGCACCAGCCCCUCUGGCCCGAGAGGGACAGCGCCCUCCUCCCCUGCGGCCCGGGCUGCAGAGACCCGCUGAGAUCUUAAGGUGUUGCUUGUAGUCUCCCCAGUUUUCUGCUUCGGGGAGAGCGAGUUUUGCGCGCCCUUGGCUACCCAGCCUCAGCCUUUUUCUUCUAUUCUCUGCCAACCUGUUUUAUUUUGGACUUGAGGAGGGGAAAAUGAGCCACUCCCGUGCUUCUGAAGUUAAUCGCUGCUGCUUGCAAGAGCAGAAAACCCCAAGUAGCCAAAAUGCCCCACGCUAAGCAGACCCGAGUGCUCCUUCUCAACGACAUGGAAAAGCUGGACAAGACCCUCUUCCGGCUUGAGCAAGGUUUUGAACUUCAGUUCCGACUGGGGCCCACCUUGCAAGGCAAGCAUGUUACGGUGCAUGCCAACUACCCAGCUUCGGGAGAAGUGUUUGAUCGUCACAAGUUCAGAUGCCUAUCAUGGCACAACCCAACAGGAAAAGAAGAUGAUUCUGACAAAUACUGUAGACUAGAUCUCCAGAUUUCUGGAUCAUAUCAAUAUUAUUUUAGUCAUGCAGAUCAGAAAAGUGGUGGAGGUUACAUAGUUGUGGAUCCUAUUUUACGUAUUGGUGCUGACAAUCGUGAAUUGCCCUUGGAUUGUGUUACACUCCAGACAUUCCUGUCUAAGUGUCUGGGACCAUUUGAUGGAUGGGAAGAUCGUCUUAAAGUCGCAAAAGAAUCUGGUUACAACAUGGUUCACUUUACCCCUGUCCAGAGACUUGGUCUAUCUAGAUCAUGUUACUCAUUGGCUGAUCAGUUGCAAAUAAAUCCUGAUUUUUCAACCCCUAACACAAAGUGUUCUUGGAAUGAAAUUGGAAAACUAGUGGAAAAAAUGAAAAAUGAAUGGAAUAUGGUUUGUAUUACAGAUGUAGUCUACAAUCACACUGCUGCAAAUAGCGAAUGGAUAACUCAACAUCCAGAAUGCUCAUACAAUCUUACUAAUUCUCCUCACUUAAAACCAGCCUGGCUUUUGGACCGAGCCCUUUGGCAUUUAACCUGUAAAGUAGCUGGUGGCAAAUGCAGUGAUAAAGGGGUUCCUCCGCUGAUUGAAAAUGAUCACCACUUGAAUUCUGUCCGUAAAAUCAUGUGGGAGCAUAUUUUUCCCAAGAUAAAGUUAUGGGAAUUCUUCCAAGUAGAUGUUAACAAAGCAGUCGAGCAAUUUAAAACCCUUUUAACUCAAGAUGGUUCAAAAGUAAAAACGGAUCCCAAUCAACAUCUUGCAAUCAUUCAGGAUCCCCAAUUUAAGAGACUUGGCUGUACUGUAGAUAUGAACAUUGCACUGAACACCUUCAUACCACACAGCAAUGGGCCUGCUGCCAUAGAAGAAUGUUGUAACUGGUUCCGCAAGAGAGUUGAAGAACUAAAUGGUGAAAUGUACCGACAAACAAACUACCAUCAAGAGCAGGCAGUCACCUGCAUUGUAGCAACAGUGAACUAUGAACGACUGGCUGGUCAUGGUCCCAAGUUAGGUCCUGUAACCCGGAAAUUUCCUUUAGUUACAAGGUUCUUUACGUACCCAUUUAAAGAACUAACCCUGGAAGAAGAAGAAGUUAUGAUGCAUCAUUCUGACAAAGCAAGUUAUUUUAUGGCCUAUAAUGGCUGGGUGAUGGGAGAUGAUCCUCUCAGAAAUUUUGCUGAACCAGGUUCAAAUGUUUACUUGAGAAGAGAACUAAUUUGCUGGGGCGACAGUGUCAAGCUACGUUAUGGGAACAAGCCAGACGACUGCCCAUAUCUCUGGGCUCACAUGAAAAAGUACACUGAAUUGACUGCCAAAUACUUCCAUGGAAUACGUCUUGAUAACUGUCACUCAACACCUCUUCAUGUAGCUGAGGAGAUGUUGGCAGCAGCCAGGUCAGUCAGACCUAAUCUUUAUGUGAUAGCAGAACUCUUCACGGGCAGUGAGGUCAUUGACAACGUCUUUGUCAACCGCCUUGGGAUAACCAGUCUGAUUAGAGGUACCAGAAAUAAAACCAUGCUUGAAAGCCUUGCGUCCUUUCUCUUUUCUUGUUCUGCCUUUCCCCUCUGUCUGUGGCUUCCUUGGCUGUGCUUUUUGCAGUACAUGAUGGACACGGCUAGAAAAUUGCGGCCCAACUUGUAUGUAGUGGCUGAACUGUUCACAGGAAGUGAGGAGCUGGACAAUAUCUUUGUGAAUAAGCUGGGCAUUAGCUCUUUAAUAAGAGAGGCAAUGAGUGCAUACAACAGUCAUGAAGAGGGGAGAUUAGUUUAUCGCUUUGGAGGAGAGCCAGUUGGGUCUUUUGUUCAGCCACGCUUGAGGCCUUUAAUGCCUGCUAUCGCACAUGCGCUGUUCAUGGACAUUACACAUGAUAAUGAAUGUCCAAUUCAGCAUCGAUCUGCUUAUGAUGCCCUUCCCACUUCAACCAUUGUUUCCAUGGCCUGCUGUGCUACAGGGAGUACUAAAGGAUAUGAUGAACUAGUACCACAUCAGAUUUCUGUAGUCUCUGAAGAGCGAUUUUAUCCAAAGUGGAAUCCAGCAGCAACACCUUCAACACCUGGUGCAGUUAAUUUCAAAACUGGGAUAAUAGCAGGAAGGCUGGCUAUCAACAGAUUGCACCAAGAGCUGGGAACUAAAGGUUUUAAUCAGGUAUAUGUAGAUCAAGUUGAUGAGAAUAUUGUGGCUGUGACCAGGCAUUGUCCUAACACACAUCAGUCUGUUGUAGCUGUUUCACGAACAGCUUUCAGGAAUCCCAAAACUUCUUGCUAUAGCCAAGAGGUUCCCCAGAUGUGUAUUCCAGGCAAAAUUGAAGAGGUGGUUCUCGAGGCUAGGACUGUUGAGAGAAAUGCUGGCCCUUAUAAAAAAGAUGAGCACUCAAUCAAUGGAUUGCCUGAUUAUACAGUUGAAUUCCGAGAACACAUCCAGCUCAAGGAAAGUAAAAUCAUAAAGCAAGCUUCGAUUGCUACAAAAGGCCCUAAUGAAUUUGUUCAAGAGAUAGAAUUUGAAAAGCUAACACCAGGGAGUGUGAUCAUCUUUAGAGUUAGCCUUGACCCAAAAGCACAAGAGGCUGUAGGAGUCGUGCGUAACCAUCUGAUCCAGUUUAGUCCUCACUUUAAAUCUGGGAGUCUUCCUGAUGAUGGUUCAGAACCUAUACUCAAGAUCCCCUUCCAAAUUAUUGCUUCAAAAUUAACCUUGGCAGACCUAAAUCAUGUAUUAUAUCGGUGUGAUGCUGAGGAACAAGAGGACGGAGGAGGAUGUUACAACAUACCAAACUGGACACCCCUUAAAUAUGCAGGUCUUCAAGGAAUAAUGUCUGUCAUGGGAGACAUACGACCAAAGAAUGAUUUGGGCCAUCCUUUCUGUGGUAACUUGAGGUCUGGGGACUGGAUGAUUGAUUAUGUGAGCGAUCGACUAAUUUCCUGUGGUGGAGCCUGCUCUGAAGUUGGCAAGUGGCUGAAAGCAAUGUUUAUGUACUUGAAGCGGAUUCCUCGUUAUCUCAUUCCAUGUUACUUUGAUGCCAUAUUAGUUGGUGCAUACACAGCGCUGCUUGACUUGGCUUGGAAACAGAUGUCUAGCUUUGUUCAGAAUGGAUCAACAUUUGUUAAACAUCUUUCCUUGGGUUCAGUCCAGAUGUGUGGAAUAGGAAAGUAUCCUUCCUUGCCACCUCUGUCUCCUGCCCUGCAGGAUGUUCCUUACAGGCUGAAUGAAAUUACAAAAGAGAAAGAACAAAGCUGUGUUUCUUUAGCUGCUGGCUUACCUCAUUUUUCAUCUGGCAUUUUCCGCUGUUGGGGCAGGGACACCUUUAUUGCACUGAGAGGGCUGCUGUUAGUUACUGGACGUUACCUGGAAGCAAGGAACAUAAUUUUAGCAUUUGCUGGUACGCUGAGACAUGGCCUCAUUCCCAACUUGCUGGGCCAGGGCACUCAUGCUAGGUUCAAUUGUCGCGACGCUGUGUGGUGGUGGCUUCAGUGUAUACAAGACUACUGUAAACUUGUUCCAAAUGGCACUGACAUUCUCAAAUGUCCUAUAUCCAGAAUGUAUCCUACAGAUGACUCCCCUCCUCAGUCAGCAAGCCAGAAGGAUCAGCCACUGUAUGAAGUGAUACAGGAAGCUAUGCAGAGACAUAUGCAAGGCAUACAAUUCCGUGAAAGGAAUGCCGGUCCACAGAUAGAUCGAAAUAUGAGAGAUGAAGGUUUUAAUGUGACUGCAGGUGCAGACAUGGAAACUGGCUUUGUCUAUGGAGGGAACCGUUUUAAUUGUGGUACAUGGAUGGAUAAAAUGGGUGAGAGUGAGAGAGCUCGCAACAAAGGAAUUCCAGCCACUCCAAGAGAUGGUUCUGCUGUAGAAAUUGUUGGUUUGUGCAAAUCAACAGUUCGCUGGUUACUGGAGUUGUCCAAGAAGAAUGUAUUUCCUUAUCCUGGAGUUACUGUGAAAAGACAUGGGAAAGAAGAGACCAUUACAUAUGAUCAGUGGAACAGAAAAAUCCAAGCACACUUUGAAAAGCUGUUCUUUGUCUCUGAAAAUCCAGCAGAUCCCAAUGAGAAGCAUCCUACUCUAGUUCAUAAGCGAGGCAUAUAUAAGGACAGCUACGGAGCAUCAAGUCCUUGGUGUGAUUAUCAACUACGGCCGAAUUUCCCUAUAGCGAUGGUUGUUGCACCUGAAAUGUUCUGUCCCGAACGAGCUUGGAAAGCCCUUGAAACAGUAGAACAAAAGCUACUUGGUCCACUUGGCAUGAAAACUUUAGACCCAGAUGAUUUGGUUUACUGUGGCGUGUACGACAAUGCCUUAGACAACGAUAGCUACAAUGUGGCUAAAGGAUUUAAUUAUCAUCAAGGGCCUGAAUGGCUUUGGCCCAUUGGAUAUUUCCUUCGUGCCAAGUUGUAUUUCUCCAAGUUAAUUGGUCCAGAGAUCUAUGCAAAGACUGUCUAUUUGGUUAAGAAUGUUCUUUCUCGCCAUUAUAUCCACCUUGAGAGAUCACCUUGGAAGGGUCUUCCAGAACUCACUAAUGAAAAUGGUCAAUACUGCCCUUUCAGCUGUGAAACGCAGGCCUGGUCAAUUGCUGUGAUCCUAGAAGUUCUCUAUGACUUGUAAAAGUGUUUGUCUUUAUGAAACUGCUAGCUUUGUCUUGAAUGCAGUAACCAUGCUUAUCCUGCUGUUAGAAAUGAUAUAUGCCUGCACUUUCCAGACACUUAUAGGAGCAGUUGUUGUCACCCAUCCUUUGAGAAUUACACCAUAAUUUUUGACUGAUCAUAAAAAACUUAAAGAACUAUCACUGAGAAUAUACUCAAAUAUAUGUGGAAUAAAUGUCAAAUAAAUUAUGCUGUAACAGGUUUCAAACACGGUUGCAUGCAGCAAGAUUUUAUUCCAAACAUCUGUGGAGAAAUUAGCUCCUAGUGUUCCUUUUUUUCAAUCCUUCAAUAUUCUAUCACUGAACCUGCAUCAUGAAAACAAGUGAAAGAAACUGAGGUACAAUCGAGACAUAUUUUAAAUUUAGUGCUGCCACCACCAUGUAACUAUUGAGGUGGGGGGCAGAUAUUGUUUGAUUUAAGGGGGGAAAGCAGCAUGCAGAUGAAGAGUGUGGAAUCCUGCUCCUGUCCAGACGCUUAACCUCUCUGCAGGUCGUCUUCUCAAGUGCCAAUAUCUGUGUCUAGCUGAAGGAAGAGUAAUGGAGGAGGACAGCUAUAGGGAAGUAAGUUGUUGGCCUCAGCAGGAAGGUUUUGCACAUGUUACUUGCUCACUCUGUUAUUAAAAUCAUACUCAAGGUUACUCUUCUUAUGGGAUGGUAGCAGAUCUAGGAUUAAGCACACAGAUUUGUUACUUCACAACUAGUCUGGCCGGGAGCCUUUUGUUCCAACUAUAAGAUCUUUUGGCUGUGAUGGCACAUUCCAUCAGCAUUAAUUCUUUAGGAUGCCCUCCCCUUGAUCUUUUGGAGUGGGGCAUUUUUACUCAGAGGCUUUGGUUUAAUACUAAUACAUUGCACAAAGAUCAUGCUAUGCAGCAAUCUGGCUAUAAAAUGAUGCCCCCCCCCCAAAAAAAAACACGUUCUCAAUCUCCAGAAUAAUAAGACAGUUCUAAACCAUCUUGUUGAUUACUUUUAUAUAUUGGGAAAUCUUAUUUCCUCAAGAUAACAAAGGAAUUAAGUGUAGUAUGUGCAUAGCUAUGAAAGUGAACUGAAGCUGCUUUCAAGGGAUGAAUCAGUUAUCCACAUGAUUAGGAGAUGGCUGUGGAAUCACCGUGAAGGGAGCUGGUUACCUCCUAUGCCUUUGCUUUUGAAGUGUUCAUUUUCCUCAUUCAAGUACUUAAGUAAAAGUUACAGCAUUGGUCACUGCUUUGCACAUGGAACCAGCGUACAAAAUGAAGUAGCUGCAUGACGGUUGUGUUGUGAAGGCUGCCUCCACUUGACAAGCUGCUUGUCUGAAGCAACUUGUUAAUACCAAAAGAAAUCUUCUUUCACUCCAAACCCACUUGAUCAGGAACUCAGUAGCCUAUAUUCGUUAUCCCAGUGCAGUUCACCAGCCAGAGCCAGAUUACAACAAUGUUCCCUUCUGUUGUAAAAAGGAAAUAGUAAGCCAUAGCUUUAAAUACAGUGUGGUGACAAUGCAAAUGUCUCUGCCUGUUUUUAAUUUGUGCAUGUAACCUUAAUCAUUUCAGUGCUGUUUUUAAUGCUUUAUCUCCAAAGCAAAAACAUAGUAGUUGGAGGUUUAUCCAAGAACAUCCUAAUGAUAGAAUUACCUUCCUCACUCACUCUGUUCUUAAAAUCAGAUUCAAUGCAGACAAACAGGUUAGAGAUGUUGCAGCUAUAUUCGGGUGCAUAUCACCUCUUAAAAGCACAUCAUAGUUAAUUUGUGCAUAUUAAUACUUUGAUACUAUGAAUAAUUUAAGAGAUAUUCAUGGUUGACACUUGCACUACUUCAUUUAAUCAUAAUUGUUUCAAUGAAUUCCACCCAAUGUUUUUGGUAGGAUUUUUUUCAUUAAUAAACAGUAAAUUAUAAUGUAAAACUUUGUCUGUUUGACAUUCCUAACCAUUUACAGUCAUAGCAAUGAGCAGCUAAUUAAAAUGUUAUGUACCCAAUUUUCUUGUGGGCUUUUUUUAAAGCUCUCUUAGAAAAAUUCUGUCAUCUUUGUUUUUAAAAGAUUCAUAAAAAGGACAUUGAGCAGAUAUAAAUGUCCUUUUUAUGACUCUUUAAAAACAAACAAGACAUAUAAACAAGAUAUAUACAAGGCUAAAACAAUCUAUUGGGAUAUGUUACUAGUCUUAACAUAUCUCUUGGCAUUUAGAAUGCAUUUCAUUAAAACAAUUACAGCUGCAAUCCUUUGCUCGCUUACCUGGGAAUAAAUCUCUUUUCUCGAUGGAGACUGCACUGUUAUAUAUCUAGAUUGAAUCCCACACUCCAUUUACUUGGAAAUUAGAGCUAAUUUAAAUGCCCAAAUGGUGAUCAGCAUUAUCUUACUGGAGUACCUUAUAAGGAAGUUAUGGAUACCGCAACGGUCUUUAUAACUUCGCCCAGAUUCCCUUUCAGCAGGCAGUGAGCCAGGUAAUUUUGGCAAUUGUUUGCUUUUUUGACAAUACAAAUUGACUACAAGGCUAUAGUUUCAGAGGAACAUAUUUCCAAGUUGUGGGCUUUUGUACUGAAACCUCUGAUUCUUGCAGUCAAACUAUAUGAAGGUGGCAGGCCUCUGUGUUCACUUACAGACUGCUACGAUUUUGCAGGUGGGAUUCAAUCACAUACUGGUAAAUUCACUUUGUGCAAUUAAAGUGGUUUUGGUGCUCUCGCACAAUAAAAACCUUUUCCCCAAAAAAUCUGACACUUUGCAGUAAGGAAAGGGAUGGAGAAAAUGCACUGGAAAGUGUGGGAUAAUAACUGCUUGACACAACAACUUAUAACCUUCCCGCAAACAAAAUUGAAUGAAUGCUCAGUGAACAGUGGACGUUAUAUAGCUUUCCCAUAAACUUUGUGCAAACAAAUCAGGAUGAAUGCUGAUAAACAGGUUGUCUGGAAGUGACCUCUGUGGAGCUUGGUACUGUUCCAAUGGCAUAGGAAGGGGAGGGCCUGAUUUUUAACAACCAAAGAGUUGUUCACAGCUUAAAAUUCAGUAUACAGUUACAAAGUUGAAAAGCAGUUUGCCAAAUUUUAUUUGUAUUAAAUAGAUUUGCACACAGCUUGACAUUUUAUAGAGUGAAACUGUUGAACAGGAGGAGUGAGUUGUCAUUGGUUCUUCUGUUCAGUUGAUGUUUUUGUAAGUUCCACUGUUCUAUCUGAAAACUGGACAUUUCUCAUGUUAAGAUAUUUCUUAUUUUACAGUACCUUUUAAAAUGCUUAGAUACAUUUCUUUUCUUCAUGUGUAUGCAAGAAACAUACCUAAAUUUUAAAUUAAAUUAAAAUUACAAUUACAUAACUGUUACAAAAAAUAUAUGUUAAUUAAAAUGCCUUAUUGGGGAAAAACUAAGCAUGAUGUUAGUAACAAUUAUGUACUUAAAUUUCACUGACCUAAACUUGAUUUGGAAAAAGGACACUUUCAAAUGAAAGCUUCAACUCUUUAACCAAUGAUCUCAGACAUUAAUUAUCUUAGUUUUGUCAAGAUGUGGAAUACAAAAAUCUACAGUGGAAAUAAUAGCUAGAAUUUACUUGGAGAAAAAUCUUUAAUAAAGAGACUUGAUAAUUGAGAGACUAAUAUUGUAUACUAUGGUACAUCUCAAAGCAAUAUAUAGUGGAAUUUUAAAAUGCUGCUGAAGUUAACAGCUUGUUCUAGCAGACAUUGUAAAGCCAACAGGUAAUGCCAACAUAUGGUUAAUAGUGCUUUUUGUAGGCAGACUGAAAGAUAAUUGUAUACCUUUUCCAUCGUUUACCUUCUAUCAUGUGUCCUAGCAAUCGGUGUUUCAUUCUCUUUCAACAACAGAGCAAAGCCAUCUGGGUAUCACAUCUGUAAACAAUGCUUGCUGCUGCUUAACUGAAAUUAGUAUGUAAUGUUCAUUUCAUUAGUACUUGCCAACCUGGAAAAACAGUGUAUGGGAAUCGUGGUAAUAUUGCAUGUUAUAUAAUGAGAAAUGCAAUUGUUGCACAAAUGAGUCCUGUGUGUCUAUCUGGUACAAUUAUUUUUGUUACAUGGAUGAUGUUUUUCUGCUGUUAUCUGUGAGUGACAUACAAUGAAAGUCUAACAAAGUGCAUUUUCCCAUAUUUAUUAAUAUGUCAUAACUGGUGAUCCCAGCAAUAAAUCCUGGCAAGAAAAAGAAA
Molecule: messenger RNA, 9297 nt
Organism: Rhineura floridana
Lineage: Eukaryota; Metazoa; Chordata; Lepidosauria; Squamata; Rhineuridae
Gene: AGL
Product: amylo-alpha-1, 6-glucosidase, 4-alpha-glucanotransferase
Exons: 35
Coding region: 335-5155 (1606 amino acids)
Biological process (GO): glycogen biosynthetic process; glycogen catabolic process
Molecular function (GO): 4-alpha-glucanotransferase activity; amylo-alpha-1,6-glucosidase activity
Source: RefSeq, a predicted model, not a curated record